Sarcophilus harrisii (Tasmanian devil) is the source of this 1154-nucleotide messenger RNA. RefSeq names its product low density lipoprotein receptor class A domain containing 3 (gene LDLRAD3). Gene Ontology annotation, biological process: receptor-mediated endocytosis. The record is from RefSeq and is a predicted model, not a curated record. The transcript is spliced from 6 exons. Gene Ontology annotation, molecular function: protein binding. Gene Ontology annotation, cellular component: plasma membrane. Lineage: Eukaryota; Metazoa; Chordata; Mammalia; Dasyuromorphia; Dasyuridae. The coding region runs from base 54 to 1115 and encodes 353 amino acids.
GCAGGCGGCGGCGGCGGCGGCCGGGGAGCAGCGGGAGCCGCGGCGGCCGCGCCAUGUGGCUGCUGGGGCCGCUGUGCCUGCUGCUGAGCAGCGCCGGGGAGAGCCAGCUGUUGCCUGGGAAUAACUCCACCAAUGAGUGUAACAUUCCGGGAAACUUCAUGUGCAGCAAUGGACGUUGCAUCCCUGGGGCGUGGCAGUGCGACGGGCUCCCUGACUGCUUUGAUGAAAGCGAUGAGAAGGAAUGCCCCAAAGCCAAGUCCAAGUGUGGCCCGACUUUCUUCCCUUGUGCCAGUGGAAUCCACUGUAUCAUAGGUCGCUUCAGAUGCAAUGGAUUCGAAGACUGUCCAGAUGGCAGCGAUGAAGAAAACUGCACUGCAAACCCGCUACUAUGCUCCACAGCCCGCUUCCAUUGCAAAAAUGGCCUCUGUAUCGACAAGAGCUUUGUGUGCGACGGAGAAAACAAUUGUCAAGACAACAGCGAUGAGGAGAACUGUGAGAACUCCCAAGAGGCGGGCAGCGGACAGGUCUAUGUGACACCAGAGAACCAGCUGCUCUACUACCCCAGCAUCACCUAUGCAAUCAUCGGCAGCUCCGUCAUCUUUGUGCUGGUGGUAGCCCUCCUCGCUCUAGUGUUGCAUCAUCAGCGGAAAAGAAAUAAUCUGAUGACCCUGCCUGUGCACAGACUGCAGCAUCCCGUGCUUCUAUCCCGCCUGGUAGUUCUUGACCACCCACAUCGCUGCAGCGUCACCUACAACGUCAACAAUGGCAUCCAGUAUGUGUCCAAUCAGGUCUACCACAAUUCCCUGGACUUGGACUCCCCGCCCUCCUACUCCGAAGCCGUGCUGGACCAAAGCAGACCCCCGUGGUUCGACCUCCCUCCUCCCCCAUACUCUUCAGAAGGCGACUCCUUGAGUCAAACAGAGCUGCCCCCCUAUCGCUCACGAGCCGGGAGCACGGCAAGCUGCAGCCCGGCAGCAGACGGCGACCUCCUCGGCCCCUCCGACGGUCAGCCCCAGGACAGCGGCAGCUACACCGACCACCCUCAUCCAUCUCCGGAGAGAACGCCGGAGCCAAGUGACUCACUGCUCAGCUCAGGCACGAUGGGGAACCUAUAAAAUCCAGUCAUUUUUUAAAAGUCCAUAUGGGUUAAUCUA